Molecule: messenger RNA, 7038 nt
Organism: Serinus canaria (Common canary)
Lineage: Eukaryota; Metazoa; Chordata; Aves; Passeriformes; Fringillidae
Product: ALF transcription elongation factor 1
Exons: 21
Coding region: 336-4001 (1221 amino acids)
Biological process (GO): regulation of gene expression
Cellular component (GO): super elongation complex; nucleus
Source: RefSeq, a predicted model, not a curated record
GCACCGCGGCGACACCGAGCGGGGCCGCGGCCCGGGCGGACGGCGGCACCCCGUCCCGCCGGCUGCGGGCCAGAGCGGGGCCGUCCCUCGGGGCCGGGCGGGCCCCCCUCCCUGCCGGCGGCCGGGGGAGGGCCGGGCGCCCGGAUGUCGAUCAAAAUGAGCGAGCCCCAGCCCUGCGCCGGCCGCCCGGGCGGGGGGAGCCGCGGCGCGGCGGCACCGGGCACCGGCGGGGAGGCGGCCGGCGCAUGGGACGGCGGGCUUCGGCAGCGGGGUAGAGCCUGGACAGCUGCGGACGGAGCUCAUGGAUAGAGGGCGUUCGGCAGGAUAACCCCGCGAUGGCUGCCCAGUCGAGCUUGUGCAAUGAGGACAGAAACUUGCUGCGGAUUCGAGAGAAAGAGAGACGGAGUCAGGAGGUUCUAGAAGACAGAAAACACUUCUCUGAGAAAACUCCCCUCUUUGCAGAACCCUACAAGACUAAUAAAGGAGAUGAGUUGUCAAGCCGAAUUCAAAACAUGCUGGGCAAUUAUGAGGAGGUCAAGGAGUUCAUGAGCAACAAAUCUUGUCAAAACCUUAUAGGGAUUCCAAAGAGCGUUGCCCCUCAGUUUCCCCCCGGGCAGUCUGACAAGGCCAUCCGUACAUUGCCAUCUUCAUUCCAGCACCUGACCCGCCGUCCACCCAUGGGACCCAUGGUUGUACCCCCUCGUCCUCCAAGUCACUCCAGUCACUACCAAAAGGCACAAUCAGGAACAGAACCAGCUUCGGGUUUGCACAGCAAGAGCCGCAGCUUACCCGGCGCUCGCAGCCGUGGCCAGGAGCACGGCCGUGGUGGCCGGGACACUCAGGCAGGUUUUCCCCACAGCCACAAUGGCAAGCCUGGCAGCGGGGAAGGUCGAGCUCACGGCCUGCAGGCCUCCCCUCUGGCACUUUCCCCGUUCCUGCCGUGUUUGUUGUCUUCUCCCGUGGCACCCCUGUCACCUCUACAUUCCAGCCAGCAUAUCAAUUCCAGGUCACAGAACAGCAGCAAAAGUCAUGGGUCAACCUACAGUCAAACCAAAUCAUUACAGGACUUGGUGACGGGAUCACAGGAGAAGGAAAGUCGGGACAGCCCAGCCGUUACCUUGACCAGCACCACUCAGCCUUCCUCUCAGACUUUUCCCCCUUCUUUGUCAUCAAAAGCCAGUGCAAUGCAGCAGAAACCAACUGCCUAUGUCAGACCCAUGGAUGGCCAAGAUCAGGCAUCAUUUGAAUCUCUGGAGCUCAAACCUCUCCUGGAGGAAUACCAUGAAGGACCCAAUGAAGAUGUCUCAGAUUUGAAGGCAAAAGUUAAAGCUGAACUAUCCAAGUUGGAAACCCUUUCUGAGCCCAAGGAAGAGACUGAUGAAGAUCUGUCAGAUUUGAAGGCAAAAGCCAAAGCAGAACUAUCCAAAUUUGAAACCCCUUCUGAGCCCAUAGAGCAAACCAACUCCAUUGAUGUGCAGUCCAUUGAAGAAAUUUUGAGGGAAAUGACCCGCUCUUGGCCACCUCCCCUGACAGCUCUUAAUACACCUACUAAAGCAGAGCCUUCCAAAUUUCCAUUCCCAACAAAGGAAUUGCAACCUGAAGGAUCUGUAGCAAAGGAUCAGAAGCAGUAUGGAGCACCUUCAGAAACGUUGCCAGGUUCUCAGCCAAGAACAUCAAUGCUCCAGGACGACCUGCAGCUCAGUGAUAGUGAAGAGAGUGGUGACGAUCAAGUUGUUGAAAAGUCACCUUCUUCACUUGCUCCUCCAAGGUACAGUUCCUUACAGUCCCAGCCCAAGAGUGUGGCAUCAGCACAUUCCAGCAGCUCGGAGUCAGGGAGCACCAGUGACUCAGACAGCUCCUCAGACUCGGAGACAGAGAGCCACUCGAGUGACAGUGACGCGAGCGACCCCCCGAAAGCACCAGCGCCUGAGCCCGAGCCACCAACUUCUAAUAAGUGGCAGCUGGACAACUGGCUGACCAAGGUGAACCCACCAGCAGUGCCAACAGAGAGCCCCAGUGAUCUUUCCCGAGAGGAUGGGCGUGAGGAGGCCAAGAAGCAGGAGUGGAGCAGCAGCAAUUCCUCCCAGCAGCACACUGAGCUGAGGGAGCCUCCUCACAAGAGCCCAGCGGCCAGGGCUCCCCAGGAGGCUCCUCUUCCGACCAAAGGCAGCUGCCAGAAGGCUCCCGCGUGUGCCGGAGAGCCCUCGCCCAGGCAGACCGUGGGGAUCAAAGGGCCCGGCAAGCCCCUGGUGCACGAGGGGCCCAGGAAGGGCCUGAAGGUGGAGAGUGAGCCUGGUCCUUUGGAGGUCACAGACCAGUCUUUCAGGGACAAGCCAAAAGUCAAAAAAACAGUGAAGACAAAAUCCAAUGACCGAAAAGACCUGAAACCAGGACUUCAAGAGCCCUCUGAGAAAAAAAAGGAGAAGGGCUCCCACCAGGCCAAGGCCAAACCUUUCUUGGAGCCCAGGCUCAUGGGAGAUGCCCAGGCACAUGAUGCUCUCAGUCCCAUUCCUCAGGGCCAGGGCACAGCCCCCCUCAGGACCAGCAGCCACAGGCCUCCGGAUUUGCACAAGGAGAAAUUGCCCUUGCCUCUUGGGGAGAAGUUGCUCUCACCAGUGAGGGAUCCCCCAACCCGUGAGCGCCUCGUGGUGAAAAUAGAUCUCUGUCACCUGGAAAAAGUCCCUCAGCUCCCCAGGAAAAAUGGGCACCAGAGAAAAGCAGGGACCAAGAACCUUCCUGAUGUGAGGAAGCAGGACUUGAAGAGGAAAGCUAGGGACACUCCUGAGGAGUCCCUUGCAAAGAAGAAGAGGGGAGAGAAGGAGGAGACUGAUAGGAAGAAAAUGAAAUCUGAAAAAAAGCCCAAAUCAUUGCAGUCUUCAGCUAACAAAGACUCCAGUAAAUUGAAAGCAUCAAAAGCUUCAUCUGAAACCCAGAAGAAAGAUGUGCUCCCACCACUGCCAUCCAUGUCUGCUGCACAACCUGCCCCAAAGUCAGCCAAGAUGACCCAAAAGAGACCCAGAAAUGAGGCUGACGAGCUGCCUGCCGUGGAUAACCCUGUCAAGAACAAGAGCAGCCACAAGGAUCCUUUGUUUGCCAAGCAUAGGAAAGUGGAGAGAAGUCAUACGGAGCUGUCGAAGGGCAUCAGAGGAUCUGCAGGUGAUGUCACAAAGCCUUUCCCAGUGCCUUCUAUGCCAAAUGGUACCUCUAAGCCAAGGAGACCUCUGCUCAAGUUUGAAAAGCAACAUUCAAAGGAAUACUACAUUGAACAGGCCCAAAGACUGAAGCACAAAGCUGAUGCAAUGACUGACAAGACUGGAAAGGCCUUUCAGUACCUGGAGGCUGCCCUUCUAUUCAUUGAAUAUGGGAUUGCCUUGGAAUCAGAUGUGCUGGAGCCAAAAUCAGCUUACAGUAUACUCAGUGACACCAUAGUUCUCAUCAAAUUCAUUAUGACUUUGAAACCAUUUGCAGACUCCUCAGUCUCUUCACACGGAAAAAUCUUUGCUGUGUUACGCAUGCGCUGCCAGUCCAUUCUGCACAUGGCAAUGUUUGGUUACAAAAAGGACACUGCAAUGAGGUAUUCCAGACUCCUGAAUGACCACUUCAAGAGUAAUUUCAGAGUAAUACAAGCACCUUCUCUGGGUGUUGCAAGAAGCACAGGCUUGCCUUCUCCUCUUUCUCCAAUACCCUCUCCUGCUGGAUCUGUGAGCUCUCAGCCAGGAUCAAAUGAUAGCAAUGGCAUUGGCAACAGCACUGGCUCUACUGUCACUGUCUCCUGUCAUAUCUCCAGUGUCACCUCUUCCUAUGUCAACAUCACCUCCUAUAUCCUCCAUGCAUAUGAAAUUUGGGAAAAGGCUGAUGCACUGGCCAGAAAGAAUAAAGAGUUUUUUGCUGAACUCAGCAGAGCAACGAGUGCUCUGGCACUGACCAGUAGCCUGACAGACCUGGUGCACUACAUCAGACAGGGAUUACAGUGGCUGAGACUGGAAGCAAAUAUGCCUUAACUGGUUCUCCAGGUGGUUAAAUACCUUGAAGUUUUUUUGCACUUUUGAAGCCUCAGAAACAGUUUAAUUUUUGUUUUAAUUGUUCAAUACAAAGCACCUGCAAGGGAAAAUAUUUUAAAUAAAGUUGGAAGUUAUCUGGCUACACUGGAAAACCCUUGAACUGUGUUUUUCUAGGGUAGCACUUUGCUACCUUGAAAAAGAAGAGAUGGAGGAUGGCACCUUCCUUUAAAACGACGAAGUGCAAUGAAUUGUCUGAAUGGCCCGAUGUAUUGAUGGUCUAUAAACAUUUCUUUUACAAAUAACCAGCAGGACAAUAAUUGCACAUGAUGCUGACAAGAAGGAAAUCUGCCUCCAGAGGUGGUUAUGCAACAUCCCACAGUCUGCAGCAGUUGUGUGCCCAGACAACAUGCCAGAGGAGUUGCUUUUGCAAGCACAGAUGCAAUCUUUGGUGUCUUUGUUCCUCAGAGAGCAAGUAGCAGCCUCACCAAGCACUGAACAGCGUUAUGUUACAGGAAAAGCAGCAAAAGGAUCUGCUCUGUCUGCUUUCCAACCUCACCCUCCUGCUUUUGUCAGCCAGCUGACAAAACUGAGGAAUCCACUGCCUUCAGUGCUGCAAGUUUUCUUUUCAAGUCAUCACUGCUUUGGUCCUCCUUGCUGUGCUGUCAUGCGCAUCCCUGCCUUGGGCACUCCAGCUGUGUUACUGAGGGGCUGGCUCAGCUCGAGCCUUGCAAGCCAAACACAGUUGGGGUGGCAAAACGAUGUGGUGUGUUUGGAAUAGCUCUGCCUCUUUGCUGAGAGCUGUCACCAUGAGGAUUCUUUGUGGGGCUGAUUUUUUGUCAUUUCGGUGGGUGGGGGUGGAAAGCUGCACUGGUGCACUGUGAUUGCUUGGACAUUUUUCUAAGAGCUUCUAUGGGAAGGAAUUCCUUCUGGUUAAGGAGGGAUUAAGGGGCUGAAUGUGGAACAUAAGAUAAAUUUUGCAUUUGGAUAUUUGCCUGAAACCUUGGUGAAUAUCUAAAAGCAGGAUUUGUACCAAAGUAGGGUCUUCUUCAUGUGGGAGACAACUCCUGUGUUCUCUCAGCCAUGUUAUAGGAUGGGCCCAGUGACUUAGAAACCUGUCAAGGGGACAAGAAAGGGAAUAAUGAGCCAUUUCCAAGCAUUAUUUUCCUCGUCACAGUAUCAGUGAGGGCAGCACCCAUGGCAUUUGUGUAUUCAGUGAGGUGACACCCUUCUCUACCCAAAGAUUCCUUGUGGUUUGACAGCAGCAUCCUGCCAUCCUCAUACGCAAUAGUGUGCCUUAGCCCGCUGGUCCCCUCUCACAUCCCUCACCGUCUCUCUCACAGACCCAUGGGACUGGAGAAGAGAAGGAUGGUACCCCAAAAUAAUUGUGUUUACGAGAAAGAAUCAGCUCCCUUUUCCACAUAAUUUCAUGGUUAGGGCGGAACAGGUCUGCAGAUAUGCUGAAGUACCCACUUUGUAAAAUACCCGCUCAUGGGUUUGAGACUCAUGAAAAUGGAGAGUGAAUAAAUAUCAGCAAAAGGUUUGCAUUUCCAAAAGUAGAUUCUGUAGAAGUGGCCCCUGCCACGGGGUAGCCUGGGCUCGUCUUGGUUCUGGGAGAGGUGACGGGAGCGUGCUGGUCCUGAGCACAGGGAAGCUCUCCUGUCACCUUCCCUGGCAGGGCAGGACCAUCGGGAUCAUGGCUGUGCCUUUCUGCACCUUGAAGGGAUUGGCCUUUUACGUUCACUUUGUUAAAAGCCUCAGAGCAUUUCAGGGGUGAGCUGUCCUAACAGCAAGUGGAAGGAAGACCCAUGUCCCCCCUCCCCAUUUUACCUAUCAAGCUUUGCUUGCACUCCUCCCCCCUGGAGCAGAGACUGCUCAGAGUAAGCAGGGUAGGAGAAGGGCUCAGCAUUAACUGUUUUGUUCUCAGGAAGUGUGGGGAUGGGCAGCCAGCCUGGAGGCUGAUGUGCACUUUGGAACUUGAUCCCAGGCUGGUGGAUUGAUGCCACCUUUGGACUUUGUCUUCAGACAAAGCUAUUUCUAGGAUCACCAGCUGAGGAGAAGGAGGAAAGAUGAAAGCUUUAUUGAACUUGGAAACCACUGUGGGAGCCUGCAGGAACCAUAGCAGAGUGUGAGGGGAAAGCAUAAGGGGCAGCAGGGACAGGGGGUGUCCUGGUCCUUUCCUUCUGUGUGUAUCCAUGUCCCUCCCUGCUGCCAGGAGAGGUGCUUGCUGCUGUGCAGAAGUGGUUGUGUGAGGGCUGCUCCCCUUCCCAGGACCAGCUCCCCUGGGCUUUGAGGGAAAGAACAUCACAGUUUGUGUCACAGGCAUGUGGGGGCUCUUUGGGGCCUCUCAGUUCAAAAGCAAUCUGUGGGAGCACCACUCCACAGCAGGAAGCUAGGUUUUGAUUCAGGACACAGAGAAAGACUGUUCACAUAAUAGGAAAUUUUAAGAGAAGCCAUCAUAUUUCAACCUUGAGCCAGGUCAGAGGCCUGCAGAGGGUUCAGAAGGAAGCUCAUAAUUUUCACCUGGGCCUAUUCAGGCCUUUAAAAAAAAACCAAACAAAAAUUAAAUAAAAACAGAAAUGAAAACGUAGCAGUGGAGGAAAUAGCAUUUGCCAUUCAGAAGCAAACCAUUAAUCCAAGGAAAACCAGGGGUGAUUGUUUAAUCCCAGAAAGAAUGGAGGCAGCUAUGGUGGCAAAGCAGCAUCAUUUCCAUGCAAUAUUUAUUUAAAAUAAUAAUAAUACAUGCAUUGAAAUUGUCAAAUAUUCUAUUUUUAAGAUGCCAUUUAUUUAAUAGUUGAAAAUCCCACUUACAUGGAGAUAGAGAUCUCUUGUGUAACUGAAAGUCAAAGUCUGACUGCAAUGUCCUUGUUUUUUGGUUUUGUCCUCUCCCCUCCCUCUUGGUUUCCACGAUAAAUCUGUGCAUCUUUUUUUGGGGAUGUAUAUCCCUCUUGUAUAUAACAUUUUUCUGCCCUGUGUGUGAUGGAAUUUCUGAGAUGGUUGAUUCAUAUGGGGGAAAUAAACAAUAAAUGAAUGUUUGUUA